This is a messenger RNA of Microplitis demolitor, 4006 nucleotides long. It is a transcript of the gene Sec31, whose product is annotated as protein transport protein Sec31A. The record is from RefSeq and is a predicted model, not a curated record. Bases 148 to 3750 code for a protein of 1200 amino acids. The transcript is spliced from 7 exons. Gene Ontology annotation, cellular component: COPII vesicle coat; endoplasmic reticulum exit site. Lineage: Eukaryota; Metazoa; Arthropoda; Insecta; Hymenoptera; Braconidae. Gene Ontology annotation, molecular function: protein binding; structural molecule activity. Gene Ontology annotation, biological process: endoplasmic reticulum to Golgi vesicle-mediated transport; endoplasmic reticulum organization; COPII-coated vesicle cargo loading.
UGUAUCUCUCGCCACGUUGGAAGAGUUGAGUUGGGGUUGUAUUGCCUCUGAAAACAAUUAUCUGACAUUUAAUAUUUUUAUUUAACUAUUCGUCUCUAUCACAAAAAUAAACAUAGAUCCACAUAUCUGUAACUACAUAAUUUAAAAAUGAAGGUGAAGGAAUUGUUGAAGACUGUCAAUGUGGCCUGGUCGCCAAAAGACCAAUACCCUAUUUUAUUAGCAGCAGGAACAGCUGCCCAACAAUUAGAUGCCAGUUUUAACACAUCAGCAAGCUUAGAUUUAUAUUCGCUUAAUUUAGAGCAGCCUGGAUAUGAAAUGGAAUCAAAAAUAAGUGUACAGAGUGAGCACAGGUUUCAUAAAAUAAUUUGGGGAGCACAAGGCUCCAACCCGGCAGGGAUAAUUGUCGGUGGUUGUGACUAUGGUUCAAUUAAAAUUUACUCUGCGUCAAAAAUGUUGUCCCGAGAGUCUGACAGUUUGGUGAGCAACCCAGACCGUCAUACGGGACCAGUUCGCGCCCUGGAUUUUAAUCCAUUUCAGACGAAUCUUCUGGCUUCCGGUGCCAGCGAGAGCGAGAUAUACAUUUGGGAUAUAGUAAAUACCCAGACGCCGAUGACACCUGGGACGAGGAGUCAGCCAGCAGAAGAUGUUCAGUAUAUUCAGUGGAAUAAGCAGGUCCAGCACAUCCUUGCCUCGGCGUUUUCUCAACGUUGUGUGAUAUGGGAUCUGCGAAAGAACGAGCCGAUUAUAAAAUUGUCUGACGCGAACUCGAAAAUUAGAUGGAAAGUCUUGCAGUGGCAUCCGGAAGUUGCUACGCAGUUGUGUCUCGCUUCGGAAGACGACCAGGCGCCGAUAAUCCAGCUGUGGGAUUUGAGGUUCGCGACGUCUCCGCUCAAGACCCUGGCUCAUCAUCAGCGAGGAGUUUUGUCGAUAGCUUGGAAUCUUCAUGACUCGGAUCUGCUGCUGAGUUGUGCUAAAGACAACACGAUCGUCUGCUGGAAUCCUAACGCUGAUGCGCCGAACGAUCAAUUUUUGUGCGAACUUACGCAGACUAAUCAGUGGAACUUUGACGUCUCCUGGUGUCCGAGGAGUCCUGGUCUUAUUGUGGGCAGUAGUUUUGAUGGCCAUGCUACUGUUUACUCUCUGCUAGGUGGACAGUCUCAGGCAUCAACAGAAACAGCCAAUAAAAUAGUCGAUUCUUUUCCUGGAAUGGAUCCAUUCACUCAGGCACCGCCGGCAGUUCAACGAGAGGCAGCUCCAGCGCUGAAGAAAGCUCCCAAGUGGUUGAAGAGACCCGUAGGCGCUUCUUUUGGGUUCGGAGGCAAGCUCAGUAUCUACGAGAAAGAAGUUGAUGCCAACAACGCACUGAUGCGACCCCGCGUUUUUGUGAGUCAGGUGAUCACCAACCCAGACAUGGUCCAGCGUUCGCAGGAGCUAGAAAUGGCGCUCAAGAGCGAACAAUUCUGGGAUUACUGUCGCGGAAAAGCUGACAGCACCACCGACGAACACUUCAAACGCGUCUGGAAUUACGUCGCCGCUUACUUCAGCGAAGACAUCACCAGAACCUUUUUGGACCUUCUUGGGUAUAAUGUACUGAAGGUCAAUGAAAAACUCAAAAAGUUUUUACCCGAAGAGGACAUAAAUACCGUCACCGACGGAGUAGCGAAGCUGGAAACAAAUUCUUUGCAAAAUGGAAUCGGGUUUGACGGCAGCGCAGCCUUUGAUGCGAUAGCGCAGCAGGAACAGAAGCGACUGACUCUUUCGCCAAAGCCAAAGCAGUCUGCUGUUAAAAUUAAUACCUCUGACGACGAAGACGGAUUAAUAACGCAGGCUAUUCUCGUGGGAAACAUUGAAGCCGCGGUGUCGCUUUGCUUCGCCAGCAAGCGAUAUGCUGACGCUAUUAUUCUGUCAAUGGCUGGCGGUCCCGAUUUGUUGGCACGCACCCAGUAUCGGUACUUUGAAGAACACACUGGCUCUCUAAACUCUCUGAUUAAUUCUGUGGUCAGCGAGAACUGGGUGGAGAUCGUCAACACUGGAGACAUCACCUGCUGGAAAGAGACACUCGUGGGUAUUUUCACUCACUGCAAUGGUGAAGAGUGCUCGGCUCUAUGCGAUGCGUUGGGAGAUCGACUGGCAAAGACUGAUGACCCGGUUUUAAAAAAACACGCCCAGAUCUGCUAUGUCUGCUCCGGUAAUUUAAAUAAAAUGAUUUCGGUCGCUGAGACCGACAUCCAGGAAACUGUUGAGCUGGUGAUGGUGAUGAAGCGCGCGUUGGAACUUCAAGGAGUAAAAAGCGUUGAAAUUGAUGGCAACAUUGCUGGAGUACUGUCUCAGUAUGCUGAGACCCUGGCCAGCGAAGGAGAUCUCGAAGCGGCUUUGAAUUACGUCGGCAAUGGUCAGGACCCGAGGAUUGUUAUGCUGAGAGACAGGUUGUACAAAGCUUUGUCUUACUUGCAACCCGCCCAGCCGACACAGACUCAGCGUCAAGUUCCAGGACAUCUAGGACACCAACAACAACAGCAACAACAUCAACAACUGAACCAAAUCCCACAGAAACCAGCACAAAGUUACUACAACCCUGUUUCUAAACCAAACUACCAGCCGACUCAGUCCUGGAAUACGAACCCACUGCAGAAUUCCUACGUCAUGGGCCAGCAAGUCCCAAGCAUGCAGCCUCCAAGCCAACCAUCAGUAAAUUUAACCUACGGACAGCCUCAAAUUCUUCAGCCACAGACUCCACAGCCUCCACAAGUUUCUCAGCCCCCAUCCGGUGGAAGUCAAGCAGGAUCGCGACCAUCCAGCGUCGGUCCGCAGUCCAGACCCAAGUAUAUGAUCGAUCCUUCAGUCAAAUCAGCCCCUUAUGCUGGAUAUCAGCAGCCAUACUCGCCCCAGGUUCCAGCUCCGGCUUUCAAUCAAAAUUCUUACCAGUCCUAUGGUAAUUAUUCUUCAAAUCCUUACGGGCAGGAGCAGCCCGAGCAGUUCAAGCCCAACAUCAUGACACCGGCUCUCCCUGCGAACCCUCCGUCUAUUUACGAUCCUAGAGCUCAGCAACAGACACCCCAGGGUCCACCACAGAGUCAGUUUAAAAACGAACCUGCUUAUCAGCCGGGUGCCCAAUCUGCCGGCUGGAAUGAUCCUCCCAUAGCUAAAUCUUCUCGCGCUCAGGCUCCUGUUGAAGUGCCGCAGCAGAGCCCGAUUGUCCAUCCGUUGUUUGGUGCUGCACCACAGCCAGAUUUUAAUAAUCCGAUGCAGUCAGAGUACCAUCAAGGUCCGCCAAUGAGUAAUUAUAAUUACAAUCAAGGGUACGGUCAGAAUAUGAUGAACGAGGGCCAGUAUAAACAAUUUGAACCUAUGAAACCUGCGCAAGCGCCUGAAGUCGCCAGAGAAGUCGUGCCUGAAAAACCUAAACCGCCUAUACCUGAAGAGCAUGUUCAUUUAAAGACCAUUCUUGAUGAAUUAAAAAUGCAGUGCUACGAAACUGCUAAAAAUCCGGCGAUGAAGAGAAAGAUUGAAGACGUAUCGAAAAAAUUGGAAGUUCUUUACGAUUGUCUUCGCGAAAAUACUAUUUCCCAAAGUACUUUGCAAGGAUUACAUCAAAUUUCACAAAUGAUUCAAGCCGGCAAUUACACAAACGGGUUAGCAAUACAUACGCAAUUAGUAUCAGGACCAGAUUUUAGUCAAAUCGCCUCAUUCAUGCCGGGAAUUAAAGUUUUAUUACAAAGCGCACUUCAAUUAGGAGUUUACAUUACGUAAAUUAUUUAAUAAAUACAUUUAUACAUAUUUUAUAUUUUUUUUGGUAACAAUAAUUAAUACUAAUAAUAAUAAUAUUAAUAAUAAUAAUUAUUUUGUUGAACUAUGAAAAAUUUUCUAUACUUGGAGUCAGCAGAGUCGUUUAUUAAAAUGAUUUCUUCGGGCUUUUAAAUAGCAAUUAUUAUUGAUAUUAAAAUUAAUUUUUUUUUGUAAUUAAUUAAAAAACUAGAUUUAUAAAUAAAUAUAACUGUUAAUAUGA